UUGGUUUGUUUUUGUUUUGCCAAACGUUGGCUGAAGAAAAUCUUUUGUUUCAUUGGAUUUCAGAUAUAGAUGUCGAACCGCCACCAGGACAUCCCGAUCCGCCCACGCUAUGGCUACGUAAACGAGGAGAGUGGCCAGGGGGAGGGAGCACCAGCGAGAUCCGGAGCCACUCCCGCAUCUUCGUAUACGGAGAUACCCUUCUUGGCUCAAUAUCCGGGGGCAGUACCCGAACAUGUUCUUCAGGAUCUCACGCCAACGGCAGCCGGACACCCCGCAAUUUCUGACAAUGCUGGAAAGGUGCCAAACGGCGAGAGCUAUGUAAAUCUUGACUCCGGCGAGGACGACGAUCCUGCGGAGGAGGACGAUCCCGAGGAGGAGGACAACAGCAACUCAAACAGUAACUCGAAAGAUAGUUCCGGCGACAUUCAGAGGCACAGACUGAAGGCGGAGAGCAAUCUGCCCUAUGAGCUGGAGGGCGCCAGUGACUCUGAUGGAAUGCGUCACUUUGUGGCCCAUGAUUUGGAGGCCAAGUUGCGCGAAGGAGGGGCUGCAGCUAGCGGUCACACGGACUAUUCCUCUGAGCACACAACCCCCUCUACUUCCAUGGGUCCCAUGGGCGCCCCAACAGGCAACGGCCUUCUUACCCGAAGGUUCCUACAGUCUCGCAACAUACCCGAGGUUGACGGCAGUGUCCUGAGCGACAUUGAGCUGGAAGCCCAGUACUUGGCCACGUCGGUGGACAACCUGCUGGAGAAUCUGGGCAACCUUCUGCACUCUAUCUCCUCUAUAACCGCCGACAAUGUAGAAGUUCAUCGGAACGCUGUCAACAAGCUAACGGACACUUUGGACGCAAACAUCAAGUGCCAAUACCAACUGCUGGCCAAGGCCGAGGAAAUCACCAAGUCCAUGAAACCCACGGAGCAGCUGGGUCAGCGCAUCAGGGAGAUCAAGCGGCUAGUCGACAUGCUGGACAGCACCAUGUAAAAGAUCUGCGAUUCUGUGACCUGGGCAAUCGAAUAGAUUUCUUGUGUUUCUAGUCAUUCCAUAAAUACAUCUCAAAAAACCGAA
This is a messenger RNA of Drosophila eugracilis, 1068 nucleotides long. It is a transcript of the gene BORCS6, whose product is annotated as BLOC-1-related complex subunit 6. The record is from RefSeq and is a predicted model, not a curated record. NCBI's taxonomy places the organism in Eukaryota, Metazoa, Arthropoda, Insecta, Diptera, Drosophilidae. Gene Ontology annotation, cellular component: BORC complex. Gene Ontology annotation, biological process: lysosome localization. The transcript is spliced from 3 exons. Bases 70 to 984 code for a protein of 304 amino acids.